AAGUGCAAAUCCAUCAUAUCCUCAUCUAUUCUUCUCUUCUUCUCAACCUUUAAACUCGGUGUUCGAUCCCUUAAAGCAGCAAGCAAUGGCGCCGACUAACGGGUUCGUAGAGGAAAGCCAGACAGUGAUCCCACGAGCUGGCCCUGCUGUAGCCUCAAUUCUAGCAAUUGGCACAUCCAAUCCUAGCAACUACUUCAAUCAAGCUGAAUAUGCUGAUUAUUACUUCAGAGUCACUAAUUCUGAGCACAUGACGGAAUUAAAAGAGAAGUUCAAGCGUAUUUGUGAGAAAUCAUUGAUAAAGAAACGGCACAUGAGGUUGACGGAAGAUAUCCUCAAAGCAAACCCAAGUAUCUGUACCUACGAUGGUCCAUCAAUUAAUGAACGUAUGGAUCUAAAAAUUGUGGAGAUGCCAAAGCUUGGUGAAAGCGCAGCAAUAGAGGCCCUCAAAGAGUGGGGCCAACCGAAAUCAAAAAUUACCCACAUCAUCGUCAAUUCCACUUCUGGAGUGGACAUGCCUGGCGCCGAUUAUCAGUUGAUCAGGUCGCUUGGCCUCAAUACAUCCGUCAAGAGAGUCAUGCUCUACCACCAAGGUUGCUUCGCCGGCGGCACCGUCCUUCGCAUUGCAAAGGACUUGGCCGAGAACAACCCUGGAGCACGUGUUCUCGUUGUUUGUUCUGAACUCACCAUCCCCACUUUCCGCGGUCCCUCGGAGGAAGACAGUGCUUCUCUUGUCGGCCAAGCAAUCUUCGCUGAUGGUGGGUCGGCUGUAAUCGUCGGUGCCAACGUACCCGAUGAGGGCUCCGUCGAAAGACCAUUGUUUCGGCUUGUUUCAAAUUCACAAGUUAUUCUUCCUAACUCAGAAAACACAGUAGGGGGACAUUUACGUGAUUGCGGACUCACAAUUGUAUUGUCUCCGGAAGUGCCGAAGCUAAUUGGCAAAAACAUUCUGACAUGUUUGGAAGAAGCAUUUACCCCAUUUGGAAUUAGUGAUUGGAACUCACUAUUUUGGGUGCCACAUCCCGGCGGGGCUGCCAUUUUGAGGGCGAUUGAAGAGAAAGCUGAGCUAAAGAAGGAGAAGCUUAAGGACACAUGGAAUGUGUGGAGCGAGUAUGGAAAUAUGUCAAGUGCAACUGUGUUUUUUAUCCUGAAUCAGAUGAGGAAGAGGUCGUUGGAGGAGAAAAAGAGCACCACUGGUGAUGGAUUGGAGUGGGGAGUUCUUCUUGGGUUCGGGCCGGGACUCACAGUGGAGACAGUGGUGUUGCAGAGCGUCCCCAUUGUUGCAUAGAUUGUGAAAUUAUUAUCGGGAUUCUACCAAGGCUAAAAAUCACAAUUAAUAAAAGAUGAAUCAUACUAAUGUAUUCCAUGCUGUUAUUAGUGUGUGAUACUUAGUACUGCCGGUCUCUAAAAACAUUAUUAUAAAUUGUACCGCACUAUGAUUUUUUUUAAAAA
Molecule: messenger RNA, 1449 nt
Organism: Morus notabilis
Lineage: Eukaryota; Viridiplantae; Streptophyta; Magnoliopsida; Rosales; Moraceae
Product: chalcone synthase 2
Exons: 2
Coding region: 86-1285 (399 amino acids)
Biological process (GO): polyketide biosynthetic process
Molecular function (GO): acyltransferase activity, transferring groups other than amino-acyl groups
Source: RefSeq, a predicted model, not a curated record